Lytechinus pictus (painted urchin) is the source of this 3387-nucleotide messenger RNA. Its product is annotated as tuftelin-interacting protein 11-like. Gene Ontology annotation, molecular function: nucleic acid binding. The record is from RefSeq and is a predicted model, not a curated record. The coding region runs from base 210 to 1670 and encodes 486 amino acids. Gene Ontology annotation, cellular component: U2-type post-mRNA release spliceosomal complex. The transcript is spliced from 9 exons. Gene Ontology annotation, biological process: spliceosomal complex disassembly. NCBI's taxonomy places the organism in Eukaryota, Metazoa, Echinodermata, Echinoidea, Temnopleuroida, Toxopneustidae.
UCGAUUUGAAGACACCAUAGUACGUUGCAGUUCACAAAUCGUCGCAAUCGCAAUGAUCGGUGAAAUCCCCAAAGUUAUUUAUUUGGCACGAAAUUCAAGGUUUUCUGAACAGAUAUUCACGGUGUAAGCUGCUGGAACACUUUUGGACUUUCGUGAAAUAUAAUAUUCUGACCAGCAAAGCCUGAGACGAACGUUGGGUGAGAUCAACGAUGGAUAGUGACGACGAGAAGGAAGCGUUUGAAGUCACCGAUUAUGACAUCGCUAACGAGUUCAACCCUAAUCGACCCCAAGGGAGGCAGACUAAGGCCCAGGCCAUCUAUGGUAUGUGGGCACAGGAUAGCGAUGAGGAGAACGAAAGAGUUGGACUAGGUGGAGGAUCGCGGGGCGGAGGAUUCGAUCCUUUAGGAGACAUGGCUUUCAUCAGUAGAGGGUUCAAAGGGGACAACAAGAAAGACGAAGAUGCAGAGGGUGAUGAGAAUGAUGAUGACGAACCUUCAACAAGCGCCGGAAAAGCGCCUAAAACCCAGGCUCAGAGGAGACAUGCGAAGCUGAUGAAAGCAGACAAGGAGUUUGCAAAGUGGCAGAAAUACACCACAGGAAUCGGAGAAAAGCUUCUCAUUCAGAUGGGGUAUAUUCCAGGCAAAGGUCUCGGCAAAGCAAAUCAAGGAAUCGUUCGCCCCGUAGAGGCUACCAAGCAUAAAGGCAAAGGAGCCAUCGGUCAUGGUCGACCACUGCGGCAGACCAUCGUCUCGGAUGAGGAGAUCGACGACGAGGAGAUAGCGAGGAAACUCGGCAAACCUGUAGCGGCGAAGGGAGCAGCCAAAUGGAAGAAAACCGAUGUCAAAGGUCAAAAGAACUAUGUAUACAAGACAGUGGAUGAGGUCAAGCGGACAGGGAUAUCCAAGAAACAACCAAAGUCCCUGCCAAACCAACGUCUUACAAACGUGAAAGUGAUCGAUAUGACCGGACCGGAGCAGCGCGUUCUGUCUGGGUACUCAGAGAUCUCUAAAGGUCAUGACAAGCCCGUAGAGACGUUUGAAUCCGUUGAGGCGGGGAAGAAGAUGUUUGAGAUGCCGGAGCUGAUGCAUAACCUGGAUCUUCUUGUUGAGAUGGCGGAACAGAGGAUUAUUAAGCAUGAUAGACAAUUACAUCAUGAGGAUGAUAUGAUUGUGAACCUCCAGCAUGAGAAUCAGAAAACAAGUCAAAUCUUGGAGCAGGAACAAGCCGUCAUCGAUAGAUUAUCAACGGUCAUUGAGGUUGUUCAGAGUCUUGCAGAAAGGUCAACCCCAGGACAUGCUAACCCAGUGGCCUUGAGUGACUUUGAGGAAAGUUUAAAGAGGCUUCGAGAGGACAUGGCUGAAGAGUGGAAAGCCUUUCAACUUGUUGAUAUCACCGUAGCCCUUGUAUUUCCAUUGUUCCAAGCAGAGCUCCGUGACUGGAACCCCAUCAGUGAGAUCAAUAAGCACCUGGACCUGUUCCAGACCUGGAAAGACAUCCUUGACUCUCCGGACUGUCAGAUGAUCAUCCAGGACCAUCCCGCUAUAACCGCUUACGAGAGACUGGUCUGGGAAGACUGGAUGCCUGUUGUUAGGAGAGGAAUCACCGGAUGGAAUGUUCAUGAUUGCGAUCCUUUAAUUGGUGAGUACAUUGCAGUUCGGGCUACCCACUAAAAAAAAAAAAUGAUUGUUACUAGUCAAUACUAUCAAUAUUAUUGCCAAAUUUUAUGCAUCAUAUGAUUGCAGCAUAUCUAUUACAUAGCCUGUGAAGGAACCGGCAGGUUCCUCGUUCGAGAUAUACACCCGACCGAAAACAAUGCUGUAGUCAAGUUUUAGAUUGGUGACUUUUAAUGAAGGAGAAAGAAGCCCCCUGGUCAUGGGGCGGUAAAUUAUGAAUUACACCUAAAGGUGUAGAAGGUAGCUCGGAAUCCGGGUGGCGAACCGCAUUUGUAGUACGUGGCUUGGCUGAUUAAUUAAAACUGCCUUGCCACGUACAAACAGAAAAUCGAUUAUAAAGACGACGUACGGUCUGGGUCCACCUUUCCCGAUGACUUAUUACCUGCAAGUGACGCUAAACAUGCCUUCCCGGAAGGGCUUGCCUGACAUGAGUUAUCGGACUAUUUUAAUAAAACAAAUUGUGGCUUCCGAAUGAAAAGGCAGGUAAUAAAUUAGUAUAUUAAAACAAUUGUUAUAUGUAAUCUUAUUUUUGAUAUAUACAAAUACUUCACUAUUAUUUUUAAGAAAUAAAAGAAAUAUGUUAUUGCUGGACUACUUAGUCAGCGGAGGAAAUUGUAAGUAAUACGAUUUGUAAAGACUGUGACGUAUCUAAAAAACGGCGGCAAAAGAAACUAGUGGGUCUUUCAUAGGACAAAACUAAAAAUAAGGUUAAUUAAAUUAUUUUGGUCGCUACACCUGCAUUUGUAUACUGCCCGACUUUGGCAAAAGGAAGCAAGUGACACAUCAGUCAAAUUUGAGUUUGUUGUUGUUUCUGAAACACCCUUUGUAUGUUGCAUGUUCAGGCGAAAUUUGGGGAAGAAACGAUAGUUCUAUGGAAAGAUAUUGACGAAAAUAUGCUGUUAAAUUGCAUUGACACCUAUGUAAAUGACGAACACACAUUGCUCAUUUACAACAAAUGAUGUAACUUGCUUCCUUUUGCCAAAGAAUGGCAGCAUAGUGAACAAGGCACUCCUAUAUUACCCCGGCUUAGCUUGGCCACCGAUUCUGAUGCUCACAGGUUUUUGCGGAAUUAAAGCUUAUUUAUUAUGAAUGUGGGGGUGGGUAAUCCUAGCUGCUGGAAUGUAUAGCGGAUUUGUUGAAAUCCACUUUGCCAAUGAAAUUCUGAUACCAACAUUUAUACACUUUGUGUGCCUAUUCUGUUCCUUUUACCUUUCAGUCAGGAGAGUACAUUGUCUUGCUAGAUUGGCCUGUGCUUUUUAAAAGAAAAAUAAGAAAAAAACAUUGAUUAUUUUUCUUAAGGCGAGGCGUCAAAACCCCAAAUGCGUUCCAACGCGUGCAUAGCCAUUGUUCCAUAAUGAGAGUGUGCAAAGGAGUUCCAAGAGAUUAGUACGAAGUACCGUUAUAUUCUACAUUAAAGCUAAUUUGCAUAAUCCGUACACGCUGGGGAACGGGGCAAUUAUUAUCUCGAUCGCUAUUGGCUAAUCCGCCGGAGCGUCGCACGAGAAUACACUGAAUAGUGCAGGUUCACAUACACACACACACACAGCGCGCCAGCGUACACUUCACAUAAAAUGAGGUCAGUGUUCGGCGUGCACGUCGGAUCAACAUUUGCAGCGAAGCUUUGCAGCGAAUGCAGCGCGUGAGGUGCGGCCGGAUCUACGAGAGGGGGGAAUAGGGGAUGCCUGGGGCUAGCUUCCUGUACAAAGUACCAAUU